Molecule: messenger RNA, 1389 nt
Organism: Talaromyces rugulosus
Lineage: Eukaryota; Fungi; Ascomycota; Eurotiomycetes; Eurotiales; Trichocomaceae
Exons: 2
Coding region: 1-1389 (462 amino acids)
Biological process (GO): protein phosphorylation; regulation of glucose metabolic process
Cellular component (GO): mitochondrion
Molecular function (GO): pyruvate dehydrogenase (acetyl-transferring) kinase activity
Source: RefSeq, a predicted model, not a curated record
AUGGCUCGCUCCAUCCGCCUCUUAUCGCCGAGACGCUGGCCGUCUCCCGUCUCUCGCUUUCACCGCACUUAUUCCACUACCACAUCCUCCAACCCAGCACAGCCAUGGAGUUAUCCUCCGUCAUGGACCAACGUCGCCGAAGAUGAAAUCGCCAAAUUGGCAGCCAUGCGGCGGCUGCCAUUGACGCUGGGCCAUCUCCUCAAACACGGCCAACCUCCGUUAUCCAAACAAGCUCUACUAGAUUCUGCCAAUUUUACUCUAUCUCUCCUGCCAGCGCGUUUGGCAUACCGAAUCCAAUGUCUGCGGAACCUCCCCUUUAUCGUUGUAUCCAAUCCACAUGUUUCGCGAAUCUACAACAACUACCUACACUCGCUGUCGACCUUGUUGCCGUAUCAACAGCGCCGAAUCACCACCCUGGAUGAAGAGAAACAGUUUGCCGAGGUGAUGUCAGACCUCGUCCAGACACACUCCAACACCAUCCCCAUUCUGGCACGCGGGUUCCUCGAAUGCCGGAAAUAUAUCAGCCCGGAAGAAGUCACCCAGUUUCUCGACUCGCACCUGCGAGCACGCAUAGGGACGAGGCUAAUUGCCGAGCAACAUUUGGCUCUGCAUUUUGCGUCACAGCCCAUCAGCGACGAAAAUCCGAACCCGCCCGCCUCUCAGCGAGAGCAGUGUCCGCCAAAUUACAUCGGCGUCAUUGACACAAUGCUGCGACCAUCGCAAAUCAUCAGGUCGUGCGAGCAUUUUGUUGGGGAAAUCUGUGAGCUAAAAUACGGCGUGCGACCCAGCCUCGUGAUCGGCGGCGAACCAGACACGGCUUUUGCCUACAUCCCCGUACACGUAGAAUAUAUCAUCACAGAGCUGCUAAAGAACGCCUUCCGAGCGGUCGUAGAGUCUGGCAACGAGCGCGAGCCGAUCGAAGUGACCAUUGCCGCAGCGCCUGACGUACCGGGCAACCAUCCGAAUCCAAUACCCCAUCUCCCACACCACGCGCGCGAUGGCGACGUCAAUGUCGAGAUUGGCCAGGAAGUGCCUGUUGCCAACGAAAACAUCCGGCUCACAAACGCUUCGUCGCAGAGCAUCACCAUCCGCAUCCGCGACCGCGGCGGCGGCAUUCCGCCCGAGGUACUCCCCCAAAUCUGGUCGUAUAGUUUCACGACAUUCUCCGAAAACGACCUGCCCGGGGGAACCAACGGCAAUAUUGACGCACUAAACACGAUAUCCGGCAGUGGUGGGAACACCAGCACGAUUGCCGGGCUGGGCUAUGGCUUGCCCCUGAGCAGGGCGUAUGCUGAAUACUUUGGAGGCAGCAUUGCCGUGCAGAGCCUGUGGGGAUGGGGGACCGAUGUGUACUUGACUCUGCAGGGCGUUGGACGUAUUCAAGAUUGA